CAAAUCAGUCAAAUCCUAGGAAUACAAGCUGUUACAAGAUUUCUUAAAAAAAUAGCUAACUGCCAUGUGUGCAGUACAAGUCUCAGAUUGGAGCAUUUUUCAUGGAUAUUCUCUUCGGAAAAAAUGCCGCAAGGGCUGAAGUCCGUUGCUGAUAAUUUUGAGCAGCACAUCAUGGCUGAAGUUGCUUUGGUUAAAGAGGUGGAAGACGAUGCACACAAAAUGAUUUUCAUGCGAAAAAUAAUGAGUCUUCACAGGAAAUUCAAAACUUAUGUGAAUGACUGUUUGCUAGAGCACGAUCUCUUCCACGAGGCUAUCCGUCGCGUAUUUUCAGGCAUCUGUAACGUGGAUAUAGCUGGAAGUUCUCCAGCUGAACUCCUUGCCCUGUUUUGUAACGAUGUUCUGAAGCGUAAAAAGGAAAACGUGCUUGGAGAAGAUAUUGAAACCACACUUGAACAUGUGUGUUUCUUGAACAAUAUUUGUGUUUAUUAUAAGCAUUGCCACAUUGAUGUAUUUAUAAUCUUUCAGGUAAUAGAAGUGCUGGUCCUUAUCGAGGAUAAGAGAUUAUUUGCUGAAUCAUAUGUGAGAUCUCUUGCACUGCGCUUAUUAUAUGAUGCAAGUAUUGGUGUGGAGAUUGAGAGAAGUAUGAUGAAAAGAUUGAAGGGUCUACUUGACUACCGACUUAUUACGAAAAUGGAGACAAUGUUCAAAGAUUUACAAAUAUCGAGUGAGACUGACGCGGAAUAUAAGGAACAUGUCACCAAUAAUCCCGAGGAAGAUCCAGGGAUUGACUUUUCGAUGACUCUCCUCAGUAUGGGUCGAUGGCCUAGUUUCAAGCUGUUUGAUCUAAAUCUUCCGGAGGAAAUGGAAAGGUGCAUCGAGAAAUAUAGCACGUUCUUCAGAAGAGAAGAAAAACCCAAAAGGCUUAGGUGCGUUUAUUCUAUGGGCACGUGCGAUAUCGAUGCACAUUUUGAAGAAACAACACUGAAGCUAAAGAUGACGACUGCUCAGGCUGCCGUCCUCGUUCAGUUCAAUGCUUCUGAAAGAUUGAGCUGUCAACAAAUUAUGGAUCAACUGAAACUAUCACAUCAAGUUGUUGCGAAGCUGCUUCGAUCUCUUUCAUCCACAAAUUGUCAAAUUCUGCUCAAGGAGUCAGGCACCGAAGAGGUUUCUCUGACUGACGUUUUUUUAUACAAUUCCAAGUUCACUAGCAAACUGGAAUUGGUCAGGGUCCCUCUCCCAUGUGAGAAACAUAUAAUUUCUGUGGACAUAUUGAGUACAACCAGGUGUGCUAUCAUUCGUGUCAUGAAGUCUAGGAAAGUCUUUGGCUACGAGCAGUUAGUAACAGAGUGCAUUAACCAGCUGCAACAUUUAUUCGAGCCCAGGAUUGCUAACAUCAAGAUAUGCAUUGAAGCACUUAUCAGUGAAGGAUUUUUGGAAAGAGGCAAGUUCGACCGCAAGUUAUUGAAAUACUCGCCGUGAAUGAAUACUCGUUUUUCUUGUUCAGAGUUUAAAUAGAAGAGGUGUUGAACAUGUAAAUAGAGGCAGAGUUAAAAAGUAGAGUUGUUGAACAUGUAAAUAUCUGUAUCUCGAGUAAAUAGAUGUCUCAACUCGAUUCGAUGUUCGGGAAUAAAACAUGGUAGAUGCAUAGCGGAUCUAUAUGUUUGUGAAUAUAUUCUUUGGGAAAUUUGUUCCACAAGAUUCGUUCAUAUAUUACAAAGCUUUUGCUUUCA
This is a messenger RNA of Erythranthe guttata (spotted monkey flower), 1730 nucleotides long. The record is from RefSeq and is a predicted model, not a curated record. NCBI's taxonomy places the organism in Eukaryota, Viridiplantae, Streptophyta, Magnoliopsida, Lamiales, Phrymaceae.